AUGCUCGACAUAUGGAUCGAGCUACCAGAAGAGAUCAGUCGCAUGAUCCUCCUCGCGUCAACUCCGACACGCCUCAAGGUCCACCUCUUCCACGACGACGUUGGCGAAUGCGUCAUGACCGCCGAUGGUCUGGCCGCCGAUGAUCUAGCCGCCAAUGACAGCGAUUGGAAACAUCUCAAGAACAUGCUGUACAUCGACAGCGACUCGCGCAGGGCAGCCCUCGAGGUACUUCGAGAGCACGGCGUGCUUGCACACGGCCACGGGAUCCUCGGGAUCGGGGCUUUGACCGCCUCCAGCCGCAUCUCAAGGGCGUUGUUCGACCACUUUGGUUCGAUCGUUGCUGUCGCUCCUGCAGCUUACUGGAAGCUCAAACACGGUAUUUCAAACAACCGAAUACAUUUCCUGGCGGAUCAAAACAUUCGUCAGAUCAAGACCGUGGCCCGUAUGCCGGGACCAGGGCAAGCCAGACAAUUCUCUCACAUCCAAAUCACAUCAGUUGCUCCCAUGACAGCUGGAGAUGAUGGAGAUGCCCGGCAGGCUUCGUUGGGUGCAAAUUUGAGCAGGAUUUGCGAGUGGCAAGACCAAGUGGCUGGACUGUAUCGAUGGACUGCUGGACGAGAGGAGCAAUUUCGAGAUGGCGUAUGGAAGUCGGAUGUCGCGCAAGGGAUCCGGUAUGGCAUGCGUGACUGGCAAGUUGGAGUCAAUCCCGCGCACUCAAGAAUCCUUCGCGACAACAUGGUAGCCGCACAGUCAAUCUUCUUACAGCAGACCCUCCCGAAAAUGACCUCUACGCCGUUGAAUGCGCCCAUGACCGACAUCUGGACGACACUCCCGCCGGAGGUCGAAAGCAUGAUCAUCACGGAAGCCGCACUUGUUCCACUACAGGCACACUUUUAUCUACGACACGGCCAGCGAUGCGUCCAGGCGGUAGACUCUCAGCAAUGGAACGCAUUCAAAACAGCUCUCAGCAUCUCCAAGAGUACGCGCAAGGCAGCGCUAAAAGCAGUUCACGAAAGCGGAUCGGUUGAAGACGUCGUCAUCGCCAGGAGCGAUCAUACUCCAUACCGCCGCCAGCCAUCGAACGCCCUCCUGUCUCACUUCACACUACUGUGUCGCUCAAUGCCGUUCCGUCUGGAGUACAUCGAUCGAGCUUCACGGAGCUUCUUUUUCCCCACGACACUGGACCAGAGGUAUCCCGACGCAAAUAUCAGACUGUAUAUUCCAUUCCCGCAUGCAGGAUCAGCUCAACGACUGGUACGCGUCGACAUCGAGUCCCACAACGAUGUCCUCCGGCACCUCCAGGACCAAGAAAUGCAGAGGAGGGUGGCGCAUUGGGCUAAGCGUGCAUCAUACGGAUCUUGGGCGUUUUGUGUGCUUCAGCCCGGCGGCGGACCGAAAAGGGAUCCGUCUGUGUCGUUUCCAGGUGAGAUAGCUGAGCUGCGAUCGAUGUUCCGGUGGGUCAAGAAGUAA
This is a messenger RNA of Zymoseptoria tritici IPO323, 1470 nucleotides long. RefSeq lists its product as uncharacterized. NCBI's taxonomy places the organism in Eukaryota, Fungi, Ascomycota, Dothideomycetes, Mycosphaerellales, Mycosphaerellaceae. The coding region runs from base 1 to 1470 and encodes 489 amino acids. The transcript has 3 exons. The record is from RefSeq and is a predicted model, not a curated record.